This is a messenger RNA of Nymphaea colorata (pocket water lily), 2165 nucleotides long. RefSeq lists its product as uncharacterized. The transcript has 5 exons. Lineage: Eukaryota; Viridiplantae; Streptophyta; Magnoliopsida; Nymphaeales; Nymphaeaceae. The record is from RefSeq and is a predicted model, not a curated record. Bases 78 to 1934 code for a protein of 618 amino acids.
CAAGUUCACAUACACACAAUCCUGCACCUAUAUAAUCCCCGAACUUCUUCCCCAAGGGACAUCAGUUUCUAGAAGCAAUGUCCAGCAGCAGCAGUUCGUCCGAUCUAGAGAAGACACAUUCCGUCAAACUGGUGUUCAACCCGAAGGAGAAGAAGGUGGUAUAUGCAGAAGCAGGCAAGGAUUUCGUGGACCUUCUGUUCAGCCUGCUCACGCUCCCCCUCAAGACAGUAACUAUGAUCCUGUCGGAGGAAGCCAUGCCCGGGAGCCUGACCAACCUGCACGGGAGCGUUGAGGCGCUGGACGACACCUACAUGGAGCCGCCGGUGACGAAGGAAGUGCUUCUGUCGCCAGAGGUCCAUCCCCUGCUUCGAGGGCAGCUGAUGGCAAUCCUGCCUUCCCCGACGUCGGGGACCACCUCACCGCCGACGAGGUACUACAGGUGCAACUACUACAGGUGUGGCAGGCAGUUUAUCACCACGGAUCCCGUGGAGACAUGUCCGAAUUGCUUCAAUCUGAUGAACUCAGAGUUGACGCUUUGGCCUCCUACCAGGUCGGCGUCGUCGGUUGGCAAGAGUGGGAAAAGCGUGAGAGAUCUGGUGGGCUACCUGAUAACCGAUGAUCUUUUCGUGCUCCCCAUCACCACGCUUUCCCUCGCGAAGAAGAUGGACAUAACUGAUACGAGCAUAUUGGGAGAGAAGGACAUUGCUGUGGGCAAGACUGAGGUUCUCUCUCUCUCCCUCUCUCUCUUUCUCUACGAAUGCUUACCAUUCCCAUUAGUUGAGCAUCCAAAUGAAGACCAUCUCCAUUCCCCUGCUUUUCGGGCUUUAGUAAUGCAUAACAGAGAUGCUAAUGAUCUACAUCAUCCAUAUGAAGAUCGGUAUACCAUUUCCAUUUCUCCUGCUGUUAAUGACAUGGACAAGGUUGAAAUGGAUACAACUAAUGUAUCUCCCGGAGAUGGCUGUCUACUUUCCGUCAUAGUUCUGAAGGCUCUUUUCUCCCCAUUCUCCCUCUUGCCGGGUUCUGGUCUGCAUCGCGUUAGUGAUGACAGUGGUGCAUCAUUCAAACAUAGUACCAUACCUUACCAUUUAAGACAUAAAGCUAUUUAUUCCAAUUGUCUCUCCCCAGCUUCGCAUAAACACAAUCCUACACAAAAUUCCCCACCUUCUUCGCCAAAGAGAUAUCAGUUUCUUGUUGCAAUGUCCAGCAGCAGCAGCAGCUCCUCGGCUACUAAGGCUCCAGAGAAGACGCAUUCUGUCAAACUGGUGAUCAACCCGAAGGAGAAGAAGGUGGUGUAUGCAGAAGCAGGCAAGGAUUUCGUGGACCUUCUGUUCAGCCUGCUAACUCUCCCCCUUAAGACAGUAACUAAGAUCCUGUCGGAGGAAGCCAUGCCCGGGAGUCUGACCAACCUGCACGGGAGCGUUGAGACGCUGGACGACAUCUACAUGGAGCCGCCGGUGACGAAGGAAGUGCUUCUGUCCCCCGAAGUCCAUCCCCUGCUUCGCGGGCAGCUGAUGGCGAUCCUGCCAGCGCCGGCGUCGCCGACGACCGCGCCGCCGGCGAGGUACUACAGGUGCAACGCCGUGUACUACAACAGGUGCAGGGACUUUGUCACCACGGAUCCGACGGACAAAUGUUCGGCUUGCGGGAAUCCGAUGGGCACGGAGGUGACUCUUCGAGCUCCUACCAGGCCGGCGACGUCGGUUGGCAAGAGUGGGAAAAGCGUGAGAGAUCUGGUGGGCUACGUGAUAACCGAUGAUCUUUUCGUGCUUCCCAUCACCACGCUUUCCCUCGUGAAGAAGAUGGACAUAACUGAUACGACCAUAUUGGAGGAGAAGGACAUUGCUGUGGGCAAGGCUGAGUGUAUAGAGAUACUCAAGGCCUCUUUGCAGUCCGAAACUGUCCUCACUGAUGCCUUCCAAAAGCACCUUGAGUAAUCGCUCUCUUAUUUCCUCUUACAAAUGGUGGUGAGGGCAGCAAACAGGCUCCCAUUUUUCUUUUACAGACAGUCGUAGCACCAAGGCCGAAUUCUUCAGGUCCCAUCACUGCUUUAUCUUCUUUAUCAAGUAUCCUGUAUAUUUUGCAGUAGUAGCCAAAGCCAUUCUGUUUAAUUUCAAUAAGGACACAAUUUUAUUUGUAAUAUGAUUUCGUGAUUGUUGAGAUUUCUA